AGAGCGGGAGGUUCAGGAAGACGUGUCGGCGGACAUUCUCGGGGCUGCGGCUUAAAACAGGUCGCUUCACUCACACGGCGGUGUUCAUUCCCGGCGCUGAAGUCCGGCGCUGUGAGUUAAGCUCGCCGGUCAGCUCCGCGCUCGUCGCUGCUGCGGGCGCUGCGGGUUUGUAGCGGAGCUCAGUCUGAGCUCCACACCGAGUCCAGCAGAGAAGCGACACCGGCCGGUCAGAGGACGAAGCCCAGGGCUCCGCUGUCCGCGCCGCGGGAGGAGGACGCGCUUUACUACAUUAAGCCAUGACUGCUCUCCCGGAGCAUCAGGUGUCCUUCUGGAUGGACAAAGCAGUGAAGUGGGGCCAGGCUACAUCGCACUCUGUUCAGCUGGACACAACCAGGCACAUGGACUCUCUGAAGAGCUUCCUUCAGCAGCUCCUACGGACACUGCAGCCGAUGAGCUCUACCACGGAGGCCAUGAAGAGCCUUCCCUUUGUGGGCCAGUUCCUGGGAAGACUUUGCUGGAACCCAUAUGUUACUGCGGAUGGAGAAAGCCAGAGGCUUCUGCUACAGUGUGUGGGGUGUUUGUAUAGUGCGGAGCCAAAAAAUGCAGUGGAGCGCCGGGCCAACGACUGGAUACGGAAUCUGCUGUGCCAUCUAACAUCGGAGGAAGAGGGCAGUGUGGUGCAUGCCCUGGAAAAGCACUCUGGCUCUAUACCUCAACAGUAUUAUUCAGAGACUCUUAAAAAGAUGGUGGCAUUAUUGACAGAGGAGGUCAGUAAGAAUCGUAUCACAAAGUCUUCAGAAAGGUGCUCAUGUGAUGAUAUCCAUGCAGUAUCGGUAGCGUGUGUUCCUUUGGUCACACAUCCUGAUGCAGCUCCUCUCAUUGGUGCUCUGUUGAAGCGGCCCGGUUCCUGUAGCUGUUCUCAUCUCAGUGAGGAGUUCAUAGAAGCAGUUAGCGCAGCCUGGCUCAGAAGGAAGCUGGUGGUUGAGGACGAUGCCUUAAUGGCUCUGUGGUGUCAUAGCUUGUCUAGUCUGGAGAGGGCAGUGCUGAGUCUGCUGGAGUCCGUCCUCUCUGAUCAAGGGUCAGUGUUGCAAACUCUGGAGAAAGCCGUCACAGAAUCUUUACUGCCCAAAGCAUCAGCCCUGCAUUGUCACAUCUUUCUUAUAGUGAAUGAUGUUUUCAGGAAUGCGUUGAGGGCAAUAGAGGAAAAUCUGGCUGUGAGAGCACUCAUAAAGGUUUUCACUGGCUGCUUUCUCAAGAGCCGCACUGCCCAGAAGCCACAGGAAAACCUGCCACUGAGAGCCUUUUUUCCUCAUGCACCCCAAAAUCUCCUCACACCUUUAUUAACAGCACCAUCAGAAGUGCCAAAGCAGGCGUGGUUGAAACACCUGCACUGGAUUGUGAAGUUGUUCCAGGAGAUCCUGUGUGAGAGAAAUGAGAGAGAAGAGGAGGUGAAGGAGGAGAGUCCAAGGCGACGCAGGGCUGUGUUUGAGGCUUGGUUCUUGCUAGUGCAAUGUGGGCACUGGGUGGACGCAGCUGCUGAGCUGCUGGUCUCUGUAGGAUCUGAAGAAUCCGAGCCUCUUCUUUUCCUCUUGACGUUCUACCAUCACCCUACCAACAGAGGGCACCAGAGCGCUCAGCAGACUAUAGUGGCAAGAGAGGCUUGGAGUCAUUUGAGGAUCCUCUUUCCCACGCACACUGCUCCUCCUGAGCAACUGUCUCCUGUGAACGAGCUACUCUCCUCCACUCUUUCAACAAACCUCAUUCUCCAUCUUCUGCUUAACUUUGCCAUCUUUUCUCAAGCAUCUAUCAGCAGUGUCACUGAAGUCAUACAGAAGGUGCUGAGUGAGGCCGGUAUGAGGCGUAGAGCGGUGUGGAUGCUCUCCUCCAUGCAGCACAGACUAAACAGAGAAGACUCACUGGACGCCAGAGUUCACCCUAGGCUAAGGACGCUUCAGGACAGCAUUGGGCCAGCCCACGCUGCAGGCUGCACAUAAACGCUCAAACGUGCCCAAACCCCAGCACUCGGUAAGCUGUUUAUUAGGACAAGGAUUCCUGGCGUGGUUCAGCUACACACUGAAAGACCGGCCUGCUGGAAAUGACAUUUAUGUGCUAAGCCCAGCUGCUGUUUUUAUUUUGAAAGCAGUGGAAGAUAUGGGGUGAUAUAUCAUGCCAAAUAAAAGGAGAACGUGUAUAUAUGGAAACCUCUGGUAAA
Pygocentrus nattereri (red-bellied piranha) is the source of this 2212-nucleotide messenger RNA. RefSeq names its product FA complementation group C (gene fancc). Lineage: Eukaryota; Metazoa; Chordata; Actinopteri; Characiformes; Serrasalmidae. The record is from RefSeq and is a predicted model, not a curated record. Bases 297 to 1994 code for a protein of 565 amino acids. The transcript has 15 exons. Gene Ontology annotation, cellular component: Fanconi anaemia nuclear complex. Gene Ontology annotation, biological process: cellular response to oxidative stress; nucleotide-excision repair; interstrand cross-link repair.